Dunckerocampus dactyliophorus (ringed pipefish) is the source of this 4674-nucleotide messenger RNA. RefSeq names its product zinc finger MIZ domain-containing protein 2-like. The transcript is spliced from 18 exons. The coding region runs from base 1380 to 4010 and encodes 876 amino acids. NCBI's taxonomy places the organism in Eukaryota, Metazoa, Chordata, Actinopteri, Syngnathiformes, Syngnathidae. Gene Ontology annotation, molecular function: zinc ion binding; SUMO ligase activity. Gene Ontology annotation, biological process: regulation of transcription by RNA polymerase II; protein sumoylation. The record is from RefSeq and is a predicted model, not a curated record.
UUUUCGUUUUCGAACGGGUCGGUGUGGUCGUGUGCAGGGUGGGGAAGUACGCGUGUAGCAUCUUUGUGUCUGUGUUGUGAGCGAGCGAGCGCCAGCAGCACCUGUAGAACGUUCCAUGAAGCUUCCAGGACGUUCCUCAUGUUCCUUUGUGUGGACCAUCAAGGCUUCUCCACUCGUUGCUGUCCGUACCUGGUGUCCUUGCCUACCUGUUGUCUUUACCUGGUGUCCUUCAUGUCUCGUGUCCUAGCAAGUGCCUUAGUGGUGACAUCACGACAAGUAAAUAAAUCACGUUUAAUAUCUUUAUUUGUAUUUAUUAGUCUCCGCUCACUAGUUGAUGUUUAGUCCUCAUUUUUGACUGUGAAAACUCAUCGCCCCCUGCUGGCCAGGAGAAUUAUUACACCCUCAUUGCCUGUCAACUUUAAAAGUGACACUUUGUCAGUAGGUGGAAGUGUUUCAUAGCGUUGAUGUAUGAAGUACGGAUGUUGAAAGUUGGUUUAAAGGUUAUGAACUCCCAUAAGAUAAGAGAUGGAGUCAGUCAUUUUCAGAGGAACAUGUUCAUAUUAUGACAAGCUCUUCUUCCGCCUCCACUUUUAGGAAAAUUCCAUGAUGAGAACGGGGGUGACCAAAGUGCAGGCCGUGGAACAUUUGUGGUAUUUUUGCGUCUUGUAUUGUACUUAUUUUGUUACUGUAUGUUAAUAAGCACAUCACACCAUCACACUGUCAGUACCUAACAUUGUGACCUCUGCGUGCAUUCACUGAAUAGUCCACUUUUGGGAAUGUAAAAGCAAAGGUCAGAGGUCACUAUUGGCGUUGGCUGUUUGUAAAUGGAAUACUUGCAUGGGUACACUGGAGUAAGUGUACUGUGCAUACCGUGUACUUGUGAGUUUUGACAGUGUAGCGCUGUUACAAAUCCAUUGUUGUCAUUCUACACUUACUUAAAAUAACGCUAUAGCAAUAUUUACCUUCUUAGAGUCCAUCGCUAAGUGUACUGACAGUGUACUGCAUUUUAACGCACUUCUCAGUGUGAAUGCACUGAAAAUACAAAGUGUAAGUACGCAAGUGUGCAUAUUGAGACAGUAAUGGUGUAGGCAGGAAGUUGUGGUGUCUGCUGAUUGGCUGAGAGCUCAGGUACUUUGGCCCUGUGGGGUGAAAAGGACAUAUUAGCGAGAGUGUGUUGUACAAACACUUCAAUUCCUUUUGUAAUCAACAAGCUAAAUUUAGUUCCCCCCCGUGAGGCUGAGAAGCGAGCGCUCGUCAUGUCCGCACACAUGAGAGCGCCGUGCGCACGUUGGCGGCCGCCAUGGUGACCGUGACAGCAUGAGCGAGCUUCUUCUUUGUCUUUCAGGGGGGGGCUCCCUGAGCAGCCCCAUGUCCCCCCGAUGAAACCUCUCAACUCCAUGAAACGAGCCCUGCCUCCCAGGCCACAAAGCGGUGACGGCGCCUUCCUAAAUGAGCCAGUCUCCUGGCAACCAGGAACCAAUCAGCACGCGGGAUCUCUCUCUGUGGUAACCACCGUGUGGGGCGUGACCAAUCCCACGCACAGUCAGGUCAUAGGAGCACCCAUGGGUCCCGGCGAGAGCACGGGUGGUCACAUGAUGCCGGGCGGCGGCCCUGGUAUGGCCGGCACCAUGGGUCCCCAGUUCAUGGGCCAGCAGGCAUACGGCGACGCCAUGUCUAAAGGUUACGGCCAGCCGGUCAUGUACGGACGCUCCAAUGCGGCGUACAACACCCCCUCAGCGUACGGCGGCAGUUACUCUGGCAACGGUGGUGGCCUGGGGGUCCGCCCCCCCUCAGACUUCACGACUGCAGCUGCUGCCGCCGUGGCCGCCGCCACGGCGACGGCCACUGCCACGGCGACGGUUGCAGCGAUCCAAGAGAAGCAGAACCAGGAGCUCAACUACAGUCAGAUGGGCGGAGCCUCUGCUUACAGCACCCAGUUCCUGUCUCAUUCAGGCCCUCGCGGGCCCCCAGGGAUGAACCCAGGUGGGAUGAUCCCUGCCAGGCCCGGACCACAACCACCCUCCAGUGGGGGCUUGUAUCCCCCCCACCCUGGCCCGACACAGAAGAUGCACGGAGGAUAUCCUGGCGCGCCACAAGGCCUCAAACGCACCUUCCACUCUGAGAGUUUUCCCACGCAGCACUUUGCUCCUGCCGGGAUGUCGUCGUACCCUCAGCAACCUCUGCAGUACCCCCCUGGCCCGCAGCAGCGAUGCGCCCCCUCCCCCUCCUACCCCCCCAGCCGCAUGCCGCCCAUCAGCCAGUACGGGUCUGGAUCGCACAACCCGGCUCAGUUCCCGACUGGUGCCGGCCAGCCCAACCCCCCCCAGUAUUACAAGUCGGAAGCGUUUAACGGGCAGAGCAGCCUGGCCCCUGGAGGCCCGGGAGGAUAUAACGCCUUCACGCAGGCGGCGGCCAGCGGGCCGGGGCGGGGCGGAGGGAUGCCCGUGUAUCCCAGCUCACCCAUGGGCGGGAACCCCACGCCCCCCAUGACUCCUGGGACGUCCAUGCCGCCCUACAUGUCCCCGGGCCAGGACACCAAACCCCCCUACCUGCCCCCGGACGUCAAAAGCAACAUGGGCGGGCCCCAACCCGCUACAGGUAACCCCAGUGAUGACCUUCGCCUGACCUUCCCGGUGCGGGAUGGCGUGGUCCUGGAGCCGUUCAGGCUAGAACACAACUUGGCCGUCAGUAACCACGCCUUCCAGCUCAAAGACUCCGUCUACAAAACGCUCAUGAUGAGGCCAGACCUGGAGCUGCAGUUCAAGUGUUAUCACCACGAGGACCGCCAGAUGAACACCAACUGGCCCGCGUCUGUGCAGGUGAGCGUCAACGCCACGCCGCUGUCCAUCGAGCGAGGCGACAACAAGACCUCCCACAAGCCCCUGUACCUCAAACAAGUCUGCCAACCGGGACGCAACACGGUCCAGAUCACCGUCACCGCCUGCUGCUGCUCGCACCUGUUCGUGUUGCAGCUGGUCCACCGACCCUCCGUCAGGUCGGUGCUGCAAGGCCUCAUGAAGAAGCGGCUGUUACCCGCCGAGCACUGCAUCACCAAGAUCAAGAGGAACUUCAGCAGCGGAACCAUCCCCGGGACCCCCGGGUUAAACGGUGAGGACGGCGUGGAGCAAACGGCCAUCAAAGUCUCCCUGAAAUGUCCCAUCACGUUCCGGCGGAUCCAGCUGCCGGCCAGAGGUCACGACUGCCGCCACAUACAGUGUUUCGACUUGGAGUCGUACUUGCAGCUGAACUGCGAACGAGGAACGUGGCGGUGUCCCGUCUGCAAUAAGACGGCUCUGCUGGAAGGCCUGGAAGUGGACCAGUACAUGCUGGGGAUUCUGGUCUACAUCCAGAAUUCUGACUACGAGGAGAUCACCAUCGACCCACUUUGCGGCUGGCGGCCGGUGCCGGUCAAACCCGACCUGCAUGUCAAGGAGGAACCUGACGGGCCGGCACUGAAACGCUGCCGCACCGUCAGCCCGAGUCACAUGGUGCUGCCCAACGUGAUGGAGAUGAUCGCCUCUCUGGGCCCGCCGGCCUCACCGUACCCGGGUGGACCAGCAGGGGGCAGGAGCAGCCCGGACUACAACAGACCUGGGAGUCGAGGCUUCGCCAGCCAAUCGGGAUUCACGGAAUUCCCAAACACUCCCGGGACGCCAACCCUUGGAGAAUAUCCUCCUUCUGGACCUCCUCUGGCCUACCAGCCCGACCAGCAGGCCGCACAUCCCGGCCGCAUGGAUCCCUCCCAUGGUUCCCUGCUCCCGCAGCACGCCAACCAGAGCCUCAGUGAGGCUGGCAGCCCACUGCCGCAGAGGAGCACCGCCACUGCCCACAGUGCCCGGCUGCACGCCGAGGGCUCCUUCAGCCUGGGUGCAGCCGGAGAGGCAGCGGAUCAUUCGCUAGAUCUUCUGCCCGAGCUGACCAACCCUGAUGAGCUGCUGUCCUACCUUGGCCCCCCCGACCUGCCCAGCAACAGCAGCGAUGACCUGCUGUCUCUCUUUGAGAACAACUGACGACCUUUCACCUCGUCUGGCCUCGCCCAUAUCAUGAACGUGCACCACGGCGGCCAUGCCGACUGUGUCUUCAUGGGUUGAUCAGACACGUCCACAAUGGCGAGGAAGAUGAAGAGUAAAAAAAAAAAAAAACACAAACAAACACGUCACCUUCAUGUUGAAAAUCUUUUGUCUGGUUGGUUGUUUUGCUGAGUGCCAUAUUUGAGGUCAUGUGGGCGGGGCCACCUGGAAAAUGAAACCACUGUGACACCUCCCACAUUCCCGUCAACCUCAAAGCUGCCUAGCAGCGGCCAUGAUGUGCGCGUAUGUUCAUGUUGUCAUUGGAGAACGUUCAUGUUCGUUGUGCCGCCACAUGUUCAUCCGCGUACUUGGUAUGUUUUGACUUUUUCAAGAGCGUGCAAAUGAUUCCACCUUUUCUAAGAGAGACUCUGAGGUCCAAAAAGAAAAUGUUGAGCAACACGAUGUUUCAUUUGGAAAAUGACUUUCACAGCAAAUUUGCUAGAAAAGGUGUUUUUAAAAUGUAAACUAUUGCACAUAUUUUGUAACACAUUUUGAAUUGCCAUCGUUUUCUAUUUAUUUUGUAAUCAUAAGUAUCAUUGUACCUACAGUUUCUUCAUUCAUUUGCUGGAACUUAAAACGAGAAUUAAAAACCACUUUAUUAUUU